Molecule: messenger RNA, 1538 nt
Organism: Sitodiplosis mosellana (orange wheat blossom midge)
Lineage: Eukaryota; Metazoa; Arthropoda; Insecta; Diptera; Cecidomyiidae
Product: sialin-like
Exons: 10
Coding region: 11-1468 (485 amino acids)
Biological process (GO): monoatomic anion transport; transmembrane transport
Molecular function (GO): transmembrane transporter activity
Source: RefSeq, a predicted model, not a curated record
GAUUGCGACAAUGGAUAAUUCGGACGAUUCAAAAUGUUCAGCGCUACCGCAGCGAGUCAUUAUAUCUUUUUUGGGUUUUCUAUCCAUUGUCGUUUCAUUUUUAAUGCGAGGAUGCUUGUCAAUUGCAAUCACUGAAAUGGUUGUACCAAUGAAUAGCACAGCAAGCAGCAAUGAAUCUAUCAAUACAGCACCAAUGGAGAGUAGCAGUAUGGACGGCACCAGGUAUAAUUGGAGCCAAGAGCAACAGGGAUAUAUAUUAUCUUCAUUCUUUUACGGUUAUUUAAUCACACACAUUCCCGGUGCUCUUUUGGCACAGAAAUUCGGCGGUAAAUGGACAUUGGGCCUGGGAGUUCUGGGGACGACCAUUUGCAAUGCAGCAACUCCAAUUGGCGUUUGGUAUGGUGGCUACGUAGCCCUAAUAAUCUUGCGUGUAAUGAUGGGCCUGUUCAACGGUUCAAUGUAUCCCGCUCUCAGUGUUUUGCUUGCAUGUUGGGUUCCAGAGAAAGAGAGAGGCAAACUAGCUGCAUUUGUACUCGGCGGAGCACAGAUUGGAUUUCUCAUUUCAUUUUAUGUGUCCGGAUUGAUUCUAUCUCACUUCCCGUGGCCCGUGGUUUUUUAUUUCUGGAGUGGUGUAGCUGCAAUUUGGUUCAUUCUAUUUGCGUUAAUCUGUUACAAUGAUCCAGAAUCGCAUCCAUUCAUUUCGAAAAAAGAAUUAGCCUAUUUGGAGUUGGAAAUAGGGCAGUUAAAACGUCACAAUAAUCUACCAUCAACGCCAUGGAAAGAAAUAUUCACAAGUGUGCCAAUUCUAGUGCUUAUCAUUGCACAGGUAAUCAACGACUAUGUUUUCUACGUUUUGGCAUCGGAUUUGCCGAAAUAUAUGAAAGAAGUGUUGAAAUUCUCGGUUGCUGAUAUUGGAUUCUACUCUUCGAUGCCGUACUUAUUGAUGUGGAUCGUGUCUUUAGUGGCUGGUUUCAUCUCCGAUCACUUGAUUAGCGGAGGAUAUGUCACUGUUACUCAAGCACGAAAGUUUUUUGGUGCUCUAUCUAGCGUUUUUCCAUCGGCUUGUACUCUUGCUGCUUCAUAUGCUGAAUACAACAAAACAUAUGUCGUCCUUUGGCUUACACUUUGUUUUGGAUUUCAGGGCUGUUACUAUGCUGGUUUGAGAGUAAAUAUUCUUGAUUUGAGCCCAAACUAUUCUGGUCCUAUUAUGGCGGUUAUCAAUGGAAUUGCGUCAUUUUCUGGCAUGGCCGCACCUACUUUCGUUGGCAUGAUGAUACCUGACUCAACGCUUGAGCAAUGGAGACUGGUGUUCAUUGUUUCCUUUGGCAUUUCAAUGGUCAGAACAAUCAUUUAUACAGUUUGGGCGUCUGCAGAAAUUCAACCGUGGAACGACAGAAAUAAAUCACCUGAAUCGAAAAAUCUCACUGGAAACACGGAUGAUUGCAUGAUUAAAGAAAUUCUGGAGUAACCUCUAAGGCUUUGGUUUAUGCUGAUCAACUAUGAUUUAAAGGGGAUGAAUGAAAUAAAAUGAUUGAAAA